AUGGAGAUUUCGGGGGAUGCCAUUGCGGAGGUGGUGUUGAAAGAGUUUGAGAAGUGGCCUGCAAAAAGGAAACCUUUGGUGAGAAGUGAUGGUGCGAAAGAAUGGGUGCCGUUGAGUGGGAUUGUGGCGCAAGACCAACAAGGGCGUCUGACUUGUUUAGCAGCGGCAACUGGCAUGAAAUGCCUUCCACACAACAAAAUCUCACAGGCACAAGGAGUCACUAUCCAUGAUUGGCAUGCCGAGAUCUUGGCGAUUCGAUCUCUCAACCGUAUCUUACUUCAAGAAUGCGAUUCUCUGGUUAAGUCAGAUCAUACAUCAAAUAAGUUCAUUCGCCGCAGAAGUCGGGACGAAAAGACCGAGAACCAUUUCCAACCAUUCGCUCUCAAUGAUGGUAUCAGUCUCCACAUGUAUUGCUCAGAAGCUCCAUGCGGUGAUGCAAGUAUGGAGCUUACGAUGGCAGCCCAAGAAGAUUCUACACCAUGGGAAACGCCUGCACUAGCCAACAUCACGGUCCCUUCCGCAUCUCCCAGUCAGCAAUCCCUUCUCCGCGGCCGCGGCUACUUUUCUGCCCUUGGCCAAGUUAGAGGCAAACCCUCUCGCCCCGAUGCUCCACAGACCCUCUCAAAAUCAUGCUCGGACAAGCUCGCCCUCAAGCAGUCCACCUCUCUACUCUCCUCGAUCACAUCUCUACUAAUCUCACCUCAAAACACCUACCUUACUACCCUUGUCCUGCCAUCAUCCCAAUACUCGGAAACCGCAUGCACACGAGCCUUCUCGUCCUCCGGAAGACUUGCCUCUCUCAAAGAACGGACAUGGGAAGGCGGCUACCACUUCCAAGAAUUCAGAAUCCUGACCACGGAAAAGCAAUUCCCGUACUCUAGGAGGCAAGUGCUGAAAGCUGGAGAGAAACUGGUCCCGAGUAACCUCGCAUCAAUAUCGGGGACUCAUCCCAACGACAGCGAGACGUUGAUAGGUGGAACCCUUCAAGGACGCAAGCAAUUUUCUUUGCCUGGCGCGAGUCGAGUUUGCAAGAGGCGAAUGUGGCAAUUCGCUCUAAGUCUCGCAGCGAUUUCGGGCAAGAGUAUUCUCUGUUUAAAAGCGGACACGUAUGCGGAGGUCAAGGAGGGAAAGUUGUUGGAGUCAAGAAGAAAUGUUAAGAGGGAGGUUAGGGAGAUGGCUUUGGAAGGGUGGGUGAGAAACGAGGGCGGUGAGGGGUUUGGUUCUGAUGGGUUGAUGGGUGGGAAGUGA
Hyaloscypha bicolor E is the source of this 1248-nucleotide messenger RNA. RefSeq lists its product as uncharacterized. The record is from RefSeq and is a predicted model, not a curated record. NCBI's taxonomy places the organism in Eukaryota, Fungi, Ascomycota, Leotiomycetes, Helotiales, Hyaloscyphaceae. Gene Ontology annotation, biological process: tRNA wobble adenosine to inosine editing. Gene Ontology annotation, molecular function: RNA binding; tRNA-specific adenosine-37 deaminase activity. The transcript is spliced from 5 exons. Bases 1 to 1248 code for a protein of 415 amino acids.